AUGGUCACUUGCCCUCAAGCCUAUGUGAUGGGCAUGGGGUUUUUGGGACGCUGGAACCUGGCUGGCUUCACCGGAGCAGGUCUCCUCAUCUACCUGAUGUUCAUCUGUGACCCUGUUGCUUCCCAGCGGGUUCCUCUCCGCCUCUCAGAUGGCCCACACCGCUGCGCUGGCAGGGUUGAGGUCUACUACCAGCACCAGUGGGGAACAGUGUGUGAUGACCACUGGGACCUGCAGGAUGCUGGCGUGGUGUGCCGGCAGCUGGGCUGUGGCGUGGCGCUGUCAGCCCCUGGGGCUGGGCAUUUCAGGACAGGACCUGGUCCCAUCUGGUUGGACGAUGUCAACUGCACAGGGACGGAGGUCGCCCUGUCUUACUGCAGAACGAAGGGCUGGGGAAAGAACAACUGCCACCAUGGUGAAGAUGCCGGUGUGGUGUGCUCAGGUAAUGCCCUUCCAACUCCUGUCCCUCUCCGCCUGGCAAACGGCCCGAACCACUGCUCUGGGAGAGUCGAGGUGAUGCACGACCACCAGUGGGGAACUGUGUGUGAUGAUGACUGGAGCUUCCCUGAUGCCAUGGUGGUGUGUCGGCAGCUGGGCUGUGGGACAGCAGUCUCAGCCUACGGUGCAGCUCACUUUGGCAAAGGAUCAGGCCCCAUUUGGCUGGACAACGUUCAGUGCAGUGGGACCGAAGCUGCCCUCUCCGAAUGCCCGGCUAGACCUUGGGGUGUCAGCAACUGCGACCAUGGAGAGGACGCCAGCGUCAUGUGCACAGCCACACCAGACGACACAUCAGCUCACGUGCGCCUGGAGAACGGUCCCAGCCGCUGCGCGGGGCGCGUGGAGGUGCUCCACCACCAUCAGUGGGGGACGGUGUGUGACAAUGGCUGGAGCCUGGCCGAGGCAGCAGUGGUCUGCCGCCAGCUGGGCUGUGGGACGGCCAUCUCGGCCCCGGGCUCGGCUCACUUCGGGCAAGGGUCUGGUCGCAUCUGGCUGGAUAAUGUGAACUGCACAGGGACAGAAGCCACCCUCUCCCAAUGCCAGACCAGGCUGUGGGGAUCCAACAGCUGUGACCACCGGGAAGAUGCUGGUGUGAUGUGCUCAG
Messenger RNA from Antrostomus carolinensis (chuck-will's-widow), 1099 nucleotides. Its product is annotated as soluble scavenger receptor cysteine-rich domain-containing protein SSC5D-like. Gene Ontology annotation, biological process: peptidyl-lysine oxidation. The record is from RefSeq and is a predicted model, not a curated record. Gene Ontology annotation, molecular function: protein-lysine 6-oxidase activity. Lineage: Eukaryota; Metazoa; Chordata; Aves; Caprimulgiformes; Caprimulgidae. The annotation marks the transcript as partial. Gene Ontology annotation, cellular component: membrane. The transcript has 5 exons.